Messenger RNA from Penicillium malachiteum, 279 nucleotides. RefSeq lists its product as uncharacterized. Lineage: Eukaryota; Fungi; Ascomycota; Eurotiomycetes; Eurotiales; Aspergillaceae. The transcript is spliced from 2 exons. Bases 1 to 279 code for a protein of 92 amino acids. The record is from RefSeq and is a predicted model, not a curated record.
AUGUUCUUCUCGCUGCAAAUAGUAUGGUGCCCCAUCGAGGCAGUCAUCAAUCUCCUAUUGAGGAUCCUGGGACGUCGAGCACGACCCGAAGAAGAUACUGAGAUGGUCAAUCUAUCUACAAAAGCCGAAAGUAUCAACUCAAUCGCAACCACGGCCAAGCAAGAUCCAUCGCAUAUCAAUAUUAUCGAAGUACAGGAAGAUUGCUCUUCAUAUUCAACGGAGGUUAAUCAGUACAAGAGCUGGGUGGAUAGGAAGGUCAACAUUAUGCCGCAGUCAUGA